AUGCGAUCAUCGCUCACUUCACUAACAAUCGUUGACUGUCUCUUCGCCGACUCAUCAAGUUUGAGUGCGAAACAAAAACCGAAACGAUUGUUUGCACAAUCGUUAAAUCGAUUCAUUUCAGAAACAAUACUCGAGAAAAUCGGUGACUAUGCUGAACAAGCAGGAAUAAACAGAGGAAUAGCGCAAGCGGUGAGCGACCAAUUCAUCAAGGACACGGCUAAGAAAGGAAAAGCUUAUCUGGGACAAAGAAAACACAGUACAUCAAGUGUCACGAGCGAAACAAGUUACGAUGGGCAUCAGCACAGUGAGAAGUUAAAUAUGGAUAACAAAGAAAAUUACAACGAUCAGCAGCACCAACGAAAUCAAAACCAACAACAACAGUACCAACAACGACCUCAACAAUUGAUCAAUUCACAUCACUCCGCAGAUGAUGUCGAAGAGCCAAUGGUUCAACAAAAAGUACAGUUGAGACCAGGAUAUGGUGGAAGAUAG
Molecule: messenger RNA, 492 nt
Organism: Anisakis simplex (herring worm)
Lineage: Eukaryota; Metazoa; Nematoda; Chromadorea; Rhabditida; Anisakidae
Source: the annotation of a GenBank genome assembly